UUCAUCUUGAGCCUUUUCUUCUGUUCCAGAUGCAUCUCCAUCUUCUUUGUGGAGUUUCAGAUGCACUUUGGAGUGGACUAUUCAGGGACAGCCUGGAUCCACAGUCUGGUGGACUGCACCACUAUGCUGUGUGCUCCUCUAGGCAGCUUCAUUGGGAACCGUCUGUCGUGCCGCAUCGCUGUGAUCCUUGGUGGCUUUCUGUCCUCCAUCGGCCUGGUCCUCAGCUCUUUCGCUACCAGCCUGGAGUACCUGUACCUCACCCUGGGGGUCCUCACAGGUAUUGGAUUUGCCCUCUGCUACACCCCUGCCAUAGCCAUGGUGGGCUCAUAUUUCUGUGAAAGGAAAGCCCUGGCGUACGGGAUCGCCAUGUCAGGCAGUGGCAUCGGGACCUUCAUCCUGGCCCCUGCCGUCCAGAUACUCAUAGAGCACUACUCAUGGCGUGGGGCCCUGCUCAUCCUAGGGGGUGUUGUUGCCAACCUGUGUGUUUGUGGGGCAUUACUGCGCCCUAUCACUCUGAAAGAAGAAGAGGAGGCUCAUGGUCCAAUCCCAUUGGACACCGAGUGUGGAUAUGGGGUGAAAGCUCCGGUGGUUAGCAUGUUAGAGGAAUCACUGGCGAUCAACAACAACAACAGCCACCGCUGCUUCUGUUUCCAGUCCAUGCAGGAGUACUGCUUCCUGCUCAUGCCUGACUUCCUGAUGCUGGCAGUGAGCUUCUUGUUCCUAGCCAGUGGCUGCAGUCUGCCCUUCGUUUACCUGGUUCCGUAUGCACUGGACGUGGGUGUGACCCACCACCAGGCCGCCUUCCUCAUGUCCAUCCUGGGGGUCAUUGACAUCGUGGGGAACAUCACCUUCGGCUGGCUCGUAGACAGGAGGUGCCUGAAGAAGUAUCAUAAUGUGUGCUACAUGAUAGCAGUGGGCAUGGAGGGGGUGUGCUGCCUCUUCAUCCCUCUCCUGCGGACGUUCGCCCUGCUGGUGCCUUUCUCUGUGUUUUAUGGGUACUUUGAUGGCGCCUACGUUGCCCUCAUACCUGUGGUGACCUCGGACAUUGUGGGGACACAUAACCUCUCCUCCGCCCUAGGGAUUGUCUACUUCCUACAUGCCAUUCCUUACCUGCUCAGCCCUCCAAUAGGAGGCUGGCUGGUUGACACCACAGGCACCUACACGGCCACCUUCUUCCUCAGUGGCUUUGCCCUCAUCUCCAGCUCCCUGGUCAUCAGCACGGUGACGGGGAUACGCCACUGUCGCAGGACCCAAAAGCACAGAACCAAAAAUAAAAACACAGACCCCAAACAGGAGCCUUGCCGAUCAGACUUCUACACAGCCUCAAGUAAAGAUGUGAACCCUUCAGUCAACACAGCAAAUUCUUAACAUUGGACGCUUUUGUGUAAUUAUGCAUUUGUUUUGUUAGAAUAUCAAAGCACAUUGAAGAUUAUGAGAAACGGUCAUCAACUGGUACACAUAAUCUAGCGUGAUAGUUCAGAAUUGGGAAUGACUUCCCUCAGAUGCUAAAUGGACACUAAAUGGAAGGUACAGUGCCUUGCGAAAGUAUUCGGCCCCCUUGAACUUUGCGACCCUUUGCCACAUU
Molecule: messenger RNA, 1585 nt
Organism: Oncorhynchus mykiss (rainbow trout)
Lineage: Eukaryota; Metazoa; Chordata; Actinopteri; Salmoniformes; Salmonidae
Product: monocarboxylate transporter 12-B-like
Biological process (GO): creatine transmembrane transport
Molecular function (GO): transmembrane transporter activity
Source: RefSeq, a predicted model, not a curated record